This is a messenger RNA of Nerophis lumbriciformis (worm pipefish), 1392 nucleotides long. The record is from RefSeq and is a predicted model, not a curated record. Lineage: Eukaryota; Metazoa; Chordata; Actinopteri; Syngnathiformes; Syngnathidae.
AUGAUUUCGGCCGGCGAGGAGGUCACUUCCAGCUUGUUGAGCCCCGGAGGAGGUGCAAUCUCCCCUGCUUUGGAGCUGAGCCUCACCACAGCGUACACCGUCCUGUACUCGCUCCUCUUCGGCUUCAUCUACCUGCAGCUGUGGCUCGUUCUGCACUACGGAUACAAACGCUUUAGCUACCAGAGUGCGUUCUUGUUCCUGUGUUUACUGUGGGCAGCGCUCAGGACGACCCUCUUCUCUUUCUACUUUGAAAAUGGGACGCAGGCCAAGCAGCUACAGCCGCUGGCCUACUGGUUGCUCUACUGCUGUCCGGUCUGCCUCCAGUUCUUCACCCUUUGCCUGCUCAACCUCUACUUCUGGCAGGUGGUAUUUAAGGCAAAAGCCAAGUAUUCCCCAGAGCUCACCAAAUACAGGGUGGCUCUAUCACUACUCUUCCUGUCCGUCUGUAUAUUUUUCCUUGUGGUGAAUUUAACGUGCGGAUUGUUGGUGCAGGGAGCUUUGGAGCGUUCUGAAUUGCCAAGUGACAGGAGUGUUAGACAUGCUGUCCUGGCCCGUGUCCUGAUCAAUGAUGGCCUCUUCGUCCUGUGUGCUGUAUCUCUGGCUGUCUGCAUCUUCCGCAUUGCUAAGAUGUCCUCCGCCAAUGUUUUCCUCCAAUCUAAGGUAGGUAAAGGUAAAGGAUACCUUCACACACAGCUGCUGGCUCAACCACUGAGGAAUCUUAAAAUGUACGUACAUGGAACAUCAGUGUGUCAGGCGGCAGCUAUGGGGGCGAUGGUGAUUGUCCUCUACACGUCGAGAGCAUGUUACAACCUGGUGGUGUCGCUGUCGCCACUGGGUGAACCAGAUUUGUGCAACUACAGUUGGUACACAGUUUCUGAUCAGGUGAAUUUGGUACCUGUAUGUGCUUUGGUUUUGCAGACUGAUGUGCUGAAGCUCAGCGGUGAAGCUUACAUGGUGUUUGGAAUCAUUUUGUUCUUCUGGGAGCUGCUGCCUACCAGCUUGAUGGUUCUUUUCUUCCGAGUCCAGAAGCCCAACCAAAACAUGGUUCCUGCAGGAAUCCUCAAUAGCCACACUUUUGGCUCCAGGGAUUCUUUUUUCGACAACCCGAGGCGGUAUGACAGUGAUGAUGACCUGCCCAGAAACAACAGGAGCGAUCGAGCUAGCCUGCCCUCGUCCACGAUGCAGCCCAGUUGUGUCUCCAGUUGGUACGGCUCUAUCCAAUGUAACGGGACACUGGUGUCAACCCAGCCGCCGCCAUCCUCCGCCACAGCCCCUCUUCUAUUCGCUUACAGAAACGUCCAGAGUACCCAGCACCAUCACCACAACUACUACUCCACACCGCAAAGUAAUCAACACCAUCAUGGUUAUAAUUACUCUACUCCUCAGAGCUGA